GCGAGGACUCGGAGUUGAUUUGCACGAUUGUAGAAGAGGAUGCUGAUGCCGCUUCAGCGGUACUCGCGUAUCGAGGAUAGAAGCACAUACGGUCUUCCGGACAGCAAUUAUCAGAAUCGGCAUCGUUCUGACGCACGACGCCCGUAGCGUCACGGCGUCAAGCGGAUCCGCCCUGAAACGCUCUCUGACUAGUUUGUCGGUAGACCCCACGUGGCUCAGGAAGCAGCGCGCGAGGUGAUGUUGCUGGAGUCGCGAGGCCUCGCCGGUAGGAAGAGAAACGGACUGACACUGACCUCGUUCGGCGACGGUGGCGGCGGGGGGGGGGGGGGGGGGGGGGGGGGGGGGGGGGAGGAGGACGACGAGGAAUCUCGACAUCACCUCUACCUGGGCAGGAAGAUGCAGGGCGAGGGCACCGCCACCUCCGCGGUACCUACCGGGCUAUCCGGGUGUGCCGGCGAUGACGGUGACGAGAGCUCGAGCCCGUCGCCGAACAGCAGUCUCCUGAAUAAUCUCAAUAACAAUUGUAACUCAAAUCGUCAAUGCGCAACCGACUUCAGCAUCGCUGCGAUCAUGGCGCGAGACUCGCGUCAGCAGCAGCAGCAGCAGCAGCAGCAACAGCAGCAGCAACAGCAGCAGCAGCAACAGCAGCAGCAGCAGCAGCAGCAGCAGCAGCAACCGCAACAACCGCACCAUCAUAAACAUUCGCAACAGCAGGCCGUCGGAGGUGGAAAGUUGCAUCAACACGAAAGGGAAGCCAGCGGUUCUGGGGUCGCUCGAGGUGCCCCGCCAGUCUCGGAGACGAUCAAUCCGGAGGACGAACCGGAAACGGACGAUACCGGAAGCACGAGUGGUAACGGCGUUUCGCCGGUGACGAAUCCUCUGCUCCAAGAACGCUCGAAUUGCGAGGAGCUCAGGCACGUGGUGUGCCAUCUCGAAACCAAGGAUCUCUGGGAUAAAUUCAACGAGCUCGGCACGGAGAUGAUCAUCACAAAGACUGGCAGGCGGAUGUUUCCGACGUGUCGUGUCUCAUUCAACGGGUUGAAGGCGGACAGUCGAUACGCGGUCCUGAUGGAUAUUGUACCGGUCGACAACAAAAGGUAUCGGUACGCAUAUCACAGGAGCUGCUGGUUGGUGGCCGGAAAGGCGGAUCCGCCGGCGCCAGCUCGACUCUACGUCCAUCCGGAUUCACCUUUCACGGGCGAGCAACUCCGAAAGCAGGUCGUCUCCUUCGAGAAAGUCAAGCUCACUAACAACGACAUGGACAGGCAUGGGCACCUGGUGCUGAAUUCCAUGCACAAGUACCAACCGAGGAUCCACCUGGUGAAGCGACCAGACUCGGGCACGACGAAGCCGAUCAUGGACCUCGAGAAGGAGCCGCACAAGACCUUCAUAUUCCCGGAGGCCAUAUUCACCGCUGUCACCGCCUAUCAGAAUCAGCUCAUCACGAAGCUCAAGAUCGACAGUAAUCCGUUCGCCAAGGGCUUUCGGGAUUCUUCUCGUCUCACGGACUUCGAAAGGGAGACGAUGGAAUCGAUGCUGGCAGAACAGCAAACGUUGAGGUUUCCGCAUCGGCUUCCCUUCGAAAUGGAGCAACUCCAGACAGGCGCCGUGAACAAUCUCAGUCUCGAGGAGAAAGCGUUGUGGGCUGCGCGUUCUCAGAUGCUGCUGAGAGCAGCGCAGCAGCAACAUCAACAGCAACAACAACUUGGUCAUUUAUGGUGGGCCUCUUCGAUUGGAUCUACUAUCUUUGCAGCGGCACAUCAUCAACAGCAGCUGGUCGCGUCCAGUUCCCAGCAGAAUGCAACAGGCCCCGCGGCCCCUCGACCACUCUAUCCGUCGCCUCUUGCCUUGGGUCACAACCGAUUUUCGCCCUACCACACGACUGUCCCCAAGUCCUCAACGCCGGCUGCGCCGUCGCCGUCGCCGUCCAGAAGGGCCACGCCGUCGCCUACAGAUAGUCUCAGCAGGGAGGCCCAAGACCUUUCGCCCUCGUAGUCUCUCGUGGCUUCAUUAGGAAAACAAUGAUCGCGA
Trachymyrmex cornetzi is the source of this 2031-nucleotide messenger RNA. Its product is annotated as T-box transcription factor TBX20. Gene Ontology annotation, cellular component: chromatin; nucleus. Gene Ontology annotation, molecular function: RNA polymerase II cis-regulatory region sequence-specific DNA binding; DNA-binding transcription factor activity, RNA polymerase II-specific. NCBI's taxonomy places the organism in Eukaryota, Metazoa, Arthropoda, Insecta, Hymenoptera, Formicidae. Gene Ontology annotation, biological process: regulation of transcription by RNA polymerase II; cell fate specification; heart development. The record is from RefSeq and is a predicted model, not a curated record.